Molecule: messenger RNA, 746 nt
Organism: Cuscuta campestris
Lineage: Eukaryota; Viridiplantae; Streptophyta; Magnoliopsida; Solanales; Convolvulaceae
Source: the annotation of a GenBank genome assembly
ACCGUUUUGUGAAUCCGGCGGCUUUCUGUAUCCUCUCUCCGCCUGCCCGGCCGCCCAUAUCGGAACCGUGGAACACGGCUGAGAAUCUCGCAGGUAACAGAGAUGUUGACGUCAUCGACGGUGGGCGCUUACGCCUUGUCCAGCUACCACUCCGGCGCCGAUCGUCUUGCUCGUAUGAGAGUUAAUUACAUGAACGGCGUAAUGAGGCCUUGCUGUGAAGGAAUUUCAUUGACAACUCGGCAAACUAGCUUUAGGAUUGAGCAUACAUUGCGUGCACGUCGUGGUUUCAAAUACAGAUCAUUUGCCCAAAGAGAUCAUCCAUAUUUUAGUGAUGAUAAUGAUGAUGGGCAGUUGAUGAAGUGGUUCAGGCCAUUUAAGACUCUAGUAUCAUUUCUUGCUGAACAGCCAAGCCAGCUCAAGUACAUAGAGUGGCCAAGCAUCCAAAGCACGCUGAAGACGGCUAGUCUGGCACUUGUUCUAGUCGCUCUGUUUAUCGUUGCAUUGUCAACUGUUGAUUCUGCUCUGUGUUUUAUAUUGGCUUUUCUUUCAAGAAGAGCAGCUUGACAAGUGCAUUUUCUUUCAGCAUUCCAACUUCAGAAGUACAUUUGUUUGAACUGUUUGUAGAUGUUGAGAAAUUUUAUAUUCUGAGUUAGUUGUUUCUUUUGUGAGUGUGUGAAAUUAACUGAUGAUUAGAUGGUGAAAUACACUCCUUGUGAGAUGUAAAAGCGUAGCCUGAGUAUUAGUUU